GCCGUGCUGACGGAUAUGCACGCGGCGCUCGCGGAGGUGUGCGCGAGGUACCAGAACUCUGACAACGCGGAGGCACCUCAGCAGAAGGCCGCCGCCGACCAGAUGAUCCAAUUAUUAUUGGACAAACAAUUGGCUUACCGUUUGAAGGCCGAGCCAGACGAAGUCGGAGUUCACCCUGAUAAUCGGUAUGGGGUUGGAGUGGAGUGGUAUGAGGUCCACACGUUGGCGGGCAUCAUCAUUCGUGGAGGGUGGAGUUGGUCUGAGGUGAAGGACCCCAUCGCGAUUGAGAUCGCGCAAGGUGCGGCUGGCGACGAACAGCUCCGCUUCAACGAGGGGCUCGCCGCCAGCAGCGAGGGCUACUUGGCCAAGGUCCCGGCCGUCGUGAAGAUACUGAGCAUCGCGUGCAGCCACACCAACCAGGUGCUCCGCUGCAUCAAGCACAAGACGAAGUCCCACGAGAUGGAGUUCACCAACGACGACCAGCACCUCAGCCAGACCUUGCUGCAGGUGCACGCAAAGGGGAAGCGGAACAAGCAGAUCCACGGCGAUCCGAAGUGGAAUUUCGUGACAAGGGGCAUUGAGCGCACGAGGCCGUUCUUGCAAGGGCAGGUGCAGUUCAUGACGGAGUACGUCCAGAACUACAGCGGCGGCGACCCGCCCACGUUUUUGACCGAGCUGAAGCACUACGCCAAGACCUUGGACACGGUUCGGGACGUCGGCAGCGUGACGUUCCACGUGCUUGGGGCCGCCAAGCUCACACAGGUUCCCGAGCUCAUCACCAACAUGAUGAAGGCAUCGUUGUGCGCGCCAGAUAGCUUCGCGAGGCCUGACGGUGUUCGCUUGUUUACGAGCGCGGACGUCAUGGCCGUGGAGUCGGGGAAGCUUCGUGAGUCCGCCUUCGAGUCUGUGAACAUGCGCCGCCUUGCCGUCCAGUGCCUCUCGGACUGCGGCUUAACCAAUGCCCACCUCGCGACCAAGCUCAUCGGGGACUUCGACGUGAAGAUGGCCAUGAAGGUAUUCGGGAAGCAGAAAAAGGGGCGGAAGAUCUACGGCAGCCUCGGGGAGAUCGGGCGGGACUUCGUCAAGGGCGUCGUGGCCAAGUGGCCGCAUGCGAGGUCGACCCCAGCACCGUGGGGCGUCGCGGCGGCAGAGGCGCAGGAGGAGCCUACGGCAGCGCCCUCCGACUUCGUCCAGUACGACGUCGGCAGCGGCGCCGCGCCCAUCUUGCGCUCGAACGUCUUGGAGGCCACGGGUUUCGAGGUCGACGCCGUGGUCAAGUGCGUCCGCGGCCGUCACGAGGGCGAGUGGGUGAUCAAGGGGAUCGGCGAGAAGGUCAAGCUGGCCCCUCGGGGGCCCGUCGCGACAGCUGGCCCCGCCGAGAAGCGCGCGAAGGCCAUGGAGUUCGCCGUCAGCAUCGGCCAGCUCGCCGACGACUUCGAGUUGGUCAAGGCCACGGACACGACUACCAUCAACGUGAGCGGCGAUGCAGCGCUCGACCUGCUGAACAUGGAGAACGCCCUCGAGAAUAGGCGCGCCUGGUUCAGGGUCGCGCUGAACUGCGCCUACAGGGAGAGGAUCAGCAGCGUCAACGUGGCCAUCGAGUUCAGCAAGAGCUCGAAGGUUUGCAAGGUCCUGACCAAAUACCAGAAGGGCGAGCUUGUCCUCAUCCCGCUUACGCCAUCAAUCUCGAUUGGGCCGAGGCCGACGCCGAACGCGAUCGUGGUGGACGACUCGAUGCCAGACCACAAGAGCAUUAUGUACCUGAUGUCCAAGAACAUCCUGCCCGACAGCGACGCCUGCAAGGACGGGUGGCCUUUCAUCGUUCCAUUUUGGAACGUUCCGACGCGCGUGGAUACAGCCCUCGUCAACAUGGCGCCAUCUUCUAUCAAGGUGCCUUUCGAAGUGCGCAGCUGCGCCUUGAACUUCGGUAAGUCAGACUGCAAGACGAUUACGAUCACCACGCUCGUGAACACGAAGGCGCUGAAGGAGGGCUCCGAGCUGUUCCAGAAGGCGCCUGCGCAGGCCGCCCUCAAGGGGCAGGCGCGCAAGUGA
Messenger RNA from Prorocentrum cordatum, 2052 nucleotides. The record is from the annotation of a GenBank genome assembly. NCBI's taxonomy places the organism in Eukaryota, Dinophyceae, Prorocentrales, Prorocentraceae.